CUCCGCCGCGUCCGCCACCUCAGCCCGCAACAGUUUCCCCGGCGAGGCCCAGUUUCCGACGAGCGUGCGAACCACUGCUCGUCCUCAUCCCCAGAUUUCCGGCGAGCCCGCAGCGCCGAGUUCCGCCACUUCAGCCUGAGCUUGCGACCACCUUACCUCAGCAGGCUCGCGACCCCGACGAGCAGACCACCUCAGCUCAAACCCGCAGCCC
Messenger RNA from Striga hermonthica, 211 nucleotides. Lineage: Eukaryota; Viridiplantae; Streptophyta; Magnoliopsida; Lamiales; Orobanchaceae. The record is from the annotation of a GenBank genome assembly.